Molecule: messenger RNA, 2380 nt
Organism: Castor canadensis (American beaver)
Lineage: Eukaryota; Metazoa; Chordata; Mammalia; Rodentia; Castoridae
Source: RefSeq, a predicted model, not a curated record
AUGGCAGUUAAAGGUAUCCUCUAUACCCGCCCUGUGUAUUCCCUUCCCUGUGUUGGUGGUGCAAAGACAAACAAGGGUAGAGGUGUCACUUCAAGAGAAGAGGCCAAUCAGAUGUCUGGCUGGCUGCAUCCCAAAGGAAGCUUGGUGCCUCUUUGCAUGGAUGACCUGCUGCUUUCAAAUAGCUGUAUCCCCUUUUUGGGUUCAUCAGAAGGACUGGAUUUCCAAACUCUUCUGUUAGAUGAAGAGAGAGGCAGAUUGCUCCUAGGAGCCAAGGACCAUGUCUUCCUCCUCAGUCUGGUUGACUUAAACAAAAAUUUCAAAAAGAUAUAUUGGCCUGCUCCAAAGGAACGGGUGGAGUUAUGUAAAUUAGCCGGGAAAGAUGCCAACACUGAAUGUGCAAAUUUCAUCCGAGUACUUCAGCCCUAUAACAAGACUCACAUUUAUGUGUGUGGAACUGGAGCAUUUCAUCCAAUAUGUGGAUAUAUUGAUCUGGGAGUCUACAAGGAGGAACUCAUAUUCAAACUAGAUACAUAUAACUUGGAGUCUGGCAGACUGAAAUGUCCUUUUGAUCCUCAGCAGCCUUUUGCUUCAGUAAUGACAGAUGAGUACCUCUACUCUGGAACAGCCUCUGAUUUCCUUGGCAAAGAUACUGCAUUCACACGGUCCCUUGGGCCCACUCAUGACCACCAUUACAUCAGAACUGACAUUUCAGAGCACUACUGGCUCAACGGAGCAAAAUUUAUUGGAACUUUCCCCAUUCCAGACACUUAUAAUCCAGAUGAUGACAAAAUAUAUUUCUUUUUUCGUGAAUCAUCUCAAGAAGGCAGUACUUCUGAUAAGACCAUCCUUUCUCGAGUUGGAAGAGUUUGUAAGAAUGAUGUUGGAGGACAACGCAGUCUGAUAAACAAAUGGACAACUUUUCUUAAGGCCAGAUUGAUUUGCUCAAUUCCUGGAAGUGAUGGAGCAGAUACUCAUUUUGAUGAGCUUCAAGAUAUUUAUUUGCUCCCCACAAGAGAUGAAAGAAAUCCUGUAGUAUAUGGAGUCUUUACCACUACCAGCUCCAUCUUCAAAGGCUCUGCUGUUUGUGUAUAUAGCAUGGCUGAUAUCAGAGCAGUUUUUAAUGGUCCAUAUGCUCAUAAGGAAAGUGCAGACCAUCGUUGGGUGCAGUAUGAUGGAAGAAUUCCUUAUCCCCGACCUGGCACGUGUCCAAGCAAAACCUAUGACCCAUUGAUUAAGUCCACCCGAGACUUUCCUGACGAUGUCAUCAGUUUCAUAAAACGGCACCCAGUGAUGUACAAGGCCGUGUACCCCGUGGCGGGAGGACCAACCUUCAAGCGAAUCAAUGUGGAUUACAGACUGACACAGAUAGUGGUGGACCACGUCAUCGCAGAAGAUGGCCAGUAUGAUGUAAUGUUUCUUGGAACAGACAUUGGAACAGUCCUAAAAGUUGUCAGCAUUUCAAAGGAGAAGUGGAACAUGGAAGAGGUUGUACUAGAGGAGUUACAGGUAUUCAAGCACCCCACAACCAUCUUGAACAUGGAGUUAUCCCUGAAGCAGCAACAAUUGUACGUUGGUUCCCAAGAUGGAUUGGUUCAGCUCUCCUUACACAGAUGUGACACUUACGGGAAAGCUUGUGCAGACUGCUGUCUUGCCAGAGACCCCUACUGUGCCUGGGAUGGAAAUGCCUGCUCUCGAUACGCACCCACUUCCAAAAGACGAGCUAGACGCCAAGAUGUUAAGUAUGGAGAUCCAAUCACCCAGUGCUGGGACAUAGAAGACAGCAUUAGUCAUGAAACUGCUGAUGAAAAGGUGAUUUUUGGCAUUGAAUUUAAUUCAACCUUUUUGGAAUGUAUACCUAAAUCUCAACAAGCAUCUAUUAAGUGGUAUAUCCAGAGGUCAGGAGAGGAGCAUCGAGAGGAGUUGAAACCUGAUGAAAGAAUCAUCAAAACGGAAUAUGGGCUACUGAUUCGAAGUCUGCAGAAGAAGGACUCUGGGAUGUAUUACUGCAAAGCACAGGAGCACACUUUUAUCCACACCAUAGUGAAGCUGACUUUGAAUGUCAUUGAGAAUGAACAGAUGGAAAAUACCCAGAGGGCAGAGCAUGAGGAGGGGCAGGUCAAAGAUCUAUUGGCUGAGUCACGGUUGAGAUACAAAGACUACAUCCAAAUCCUUAGCAGCCCAAACUUCAGCCUUGACCAGUACUGCGAACAGAUGUGGCACAGGGAAAAACGGAGACAACGAAACAAGGGCAGCCCAAAGUGGAAGCACAUGCAAGAAAUGAAGAAGAAACGAAAUCGAAGACAUCACAGAGACCUGGAUGAGCAUUUUAGAGCUAUUUCUACGUAGUUUCUAUUUAAUUUUCAAAGAGAAUUAUAUACCU